Molecule: messenger RNA, 926 nt
Organism: Eubalaena glacialis (North Atlantic right whale)
Lineage: Eukaryota; Metazoa; Chordata; Mammalia; Artiodactyla; Balaenidae
Product: collagen alpha-2(I) chain-like
Exons: 3
Coding region: 1-876 (291 amino acids)
Source: RefSeq, a predicted model, not a curated record
AUGGCGGCGGCGCUCUCUCUCGGGUCCGGCGAGGGUACCCGGCCGGGGGCGGGGUGGCGGCGGGAGGGGCGGGGAGGGGAGCGACGGCGAGGCGCGCGCGCGGCGCCCCGGGGAGCGCGCGGGGCGUGGGGUGGGGGCGGGGCGCGCGGGCCUCCGAACCCGCCGGCGGGGCCUGGAGCGCGCGCCCGCGGGGCCGCGCCGGGGGUUGCGCUCGAGAGAGGCUGGGAGAGGCCCCGGGGGCUGCACCCCCCCUGUCGGCAGCCGCAGCCGAGGGCAUCAACUCCUCAUCCCCACGCGCGCUCACAGGCCCCGGAGCCGAGCGAGAGCUACCCUGGGGCCCGUGCCUCCCCUUUCUCCCCUUCCCAACCCCACCCCAAGGAGUGCAGACCCCGCUGGAGGGUGCAGCCCAGGGCCGCUGAGCGCCAACACCCUGCGCCACUUCGAGCAAGUCACGUCGCCUCCCAGAACCUCGGUGCCCUCUUCUGCCAAGUGGCGGUGACGAGAGGGAGCUUGCGGGGUCGUGAAAGGUAUUCAAGGAGACGAGGAAAUUACGCCCAAGGUGCAAAAAAAAAGAAGCCCUGCGCGGGAUCCCACAACUUGGAGCCAGCCUGCCCCUCCACGUCAGACCCUCCAGCUGUCCGAGGCCCUGGAAGGCAUUCCUCAUCCAGGCUGGCGUCCCUCACCGGGUUGUUCAUUCCCAAGUCCAGAGUAGAAACGGAUGAAAUGAAGGCUCGUGCAGGAAGGCUCUUUGCCAGAAGGCCGAGUCCUUCUCUGAUGGGCGGGUUAUUACUAUUAACACAGCAUGUGCUGCUCGGCCAGUGUUUGUGGAACCCCAGCUGGAGGCAGGGAGAAGAAGGGGGCUGGAGACUGAGUUAAUAAUCAAUCAUGCCUACAUAAUGGAGCCUCCAUAAAAAUCCCUGAACUAC